CCAGUUCAAAUGGCAGCUGCUGCGCCAACCGCUCAGCAAGAUCAUUUCUACUAAACAAAUGCGAGAAUGAGCUUACGAGAAGAUGAAGAGGCAGUCACAGCAGCAGCUGGAACUGCUAGACGACAAGCAGCGUCAGUCUAACGAAAGAAAGUAACGCUUUGGAUCGCGUAUUUCGCGUUCGUCAUUCGUUGCGUGCACACGUGUUCUCGGCUGCGUCUCGCUAAUAACCGUUAUUGUCACAACAAGUGUGUUACCACACUAACUGAUAUACAGCUGCUGAAUCUGGCAGUAUUUUGGUAGACACUGGACGAACAAGUGCAGUUAGUGUUUGCAGACAUAAAAAGAAACAACAGCAACAAUAAGAUAAAAAAUAAAAGAAAUAAUACUUAAAUAGUAAAAAAGUAAGUGUUGAAGAGCAAGUGGUGCUGAACGCACAAGCAACCGACCAACUGAGUGGUCAACCAUUCAGAAAACACAGAAAGAAUAAUCAAACAGUCACAGAGCCAACAAAGGCGCUCCACUUCUUGUGCUGGCGAAAGACUGCUGGCUGUUGACUUGUUGGCGCAUAACUGUUUUUUUUUCGUUGUGGUGUAUGUGUGUCUGGUGUUGUUGUGCAGACUAAGAGCAAAAAAUAGCGAAUUAAAAGAAAAAAUAUUAAUAAUAAAAAAACGAGUUGAAAAAAAAAUAUUUAAAAAAAAUAAUUAAAAGAUGUAAAAAUAUUAAUGUUAGGUUGAAAGAAUCGCAUAAAAAAAAGAAAAACCAUAACAACAAACUAAUAGUGAAGUUUAUCGCCACAAAACAUUAAAACAUUUACAAUCUCGGUAAUCAACACCAACCAGCAAAAAAACCGCAAAAUCGCCAACACCAUCUCGGUGAGUCAACGAAGCAACUCUGCGUUCGAGCCUAUCCUGUGUUGCUGUGCGCUGUGCCGUCAAGUGUGUUUUAAUAAGAAAUCAACAUUCAAUACAUAAACAUAUUGCUUGCAAGGGUUUUUGGGAUUGUUGCUGUUAAGCGAUUUGGAUUAAUUGAUUUACAGUGUUUCUGAGAUUCAUUGACAUUGCGCACAGCUCCAAAAUGUGGAGCCCUCAAAAAGGUCCUACACGAUUGUGGGACCUUAGAUUUAGUCAUAUAUUUAUAUUACAUUUAAUGUUUAGUUUAGUCUUAGCUGGUAAUGAAUUGUGGCCCAUGGAACGGCCGGAGGGAAUGCCAAACAUAGUCUCUUUAGAAGUGAUGUGCGGUAAGGAUCAUAUGGAUGUACAUUUGACAUUUUCUCAUCCAUUCGAGGGCAUCGUCAGCUCAAAAGGACAACACAGCGACCCGCGUUGCGUUUAUGUGCCGCCGUCGACGGGCAAAACGUUCUUCUCAUUUCGGAUAUCAUACUCACGCUGCGGCACGAAGCCAGACUUACAUGGACAAUUUUAUGAGAAUACGGUGGUUGUGCAAUAUGACAAGGAUUUACUGGAAGUUUGGGAUGAAGCGAAACGUUUACGCUGUGAAUGGUUCAAUGACUACGAGAAGACCGCAUCGAAACCACCAAUGGUCAUUGCCGAUUUGGAUGUAAUACAAUUGGACUUCCGCGGCGAUAAUGUUGACUGUUGGAUGGAGAUACAGCAUGGUAAAGGUCCGUGGGCGCCGCCAGUGAGCGGUAUUGUGCCGUUAGGUUCUACACUUACACUUGUGGUUGCCAUCAAUGAUUAUCGCGGCGAAUUCGAUAUGCGUGUCAAGUCGUGCGUCGCUUCCGAUGGUUCCGGUCAUGUUAUCAAUCUUUCCGAUGAAUUUGGCUGCGUUUUGCGUCCGAAGAUGAUCUCACGCUUUUUGAAGGCACGUGCGCCCGAUGAGCGUGCCACCGUCAUAACAUAUGCCUUCUUCCACGCCUUUAAAUUCCCCGACGCGUUGAGUGUACACAUCAAAUGCAAAGUGGAAAUCUGCCGCCACGGUUGUCUGGAUCAUUGUCAGCUCACAGGCAGCGUUAACGAGCGUAAAGAUGUGCUAAUGAACGAUCCGCUGGGCAAUCAGAAUGAGCUCAGCCAAGAGAGUAUAGGGCAUGGUGGCUUGCAUGGUGGACAGCAACCAGCGCUAGGCGGUAUGCCUUUAGGUGGUGUUGGCGGCGGUGGUUUAGGUGGCGUUGGUGGAGGCGCGGGUGUUGCUAUGGGUGGCGAUGGUACCGGCGAUCAUGAUAUUUUCUACGAUGACAUUAUACACAACCGUAAACAGCUUUCGUCAAUUAAUAGUGGCAUAGCUAACAUAUUGGAUCAAUUUAAUAUGCACGAAAAGAAUGCUAACCUAUCGCCGCGACCCGUACAUGAAGAACCCGAAGAUUCGGAUCUCGACUCGUUAUUCGGCGAAGAUGAGUUGGCCGAAUUGGAUGAGGCGCAAUAUAUGGAAUUGAAAAAGAGCGGUAAAUUUCCACAUGGACCACGACAAUUUGAAGCACAAAAACGUAUGGGUGUGCCCAUGGCCGGACCACGUUCGCUAGAGCCCAAAACUAAUAACGAUGCGCCACAUCCAAUUUAUCGCCCACAAACGGAAGCAUUAAAACUCACGCGCGAAGAUCACAUUGAUCUCGAUGCAAGCGAAGAAUUGUUGAAACAAAAAGCAAAUAAAACCGCUGACAACGACGAACACGAAAAAUCCACACGCCGUCGUCGCCGAUCGAUCGUGAUUGCCGAUCGUAAGGUGCGUAGCGCAGAUGUUGGCGUUAGCGGUCUCUACGAUGUAAUCUCCGAAGCUGAUCUUGCCUUCUCGCCAGACUCCAAACAGGAAGCGGUCACUGUAUUCCAGGGUAAAAUAAGUGAAGAGGUCGUCUAUGGCAUCUGCAUGCCGGUACCUGGCUUCAGCAUACUGUUCAUUGUCGUCAUUUCGGCUACCAUUGUUUCGGCAUUAAUCGCCGGCUCGCUGCUCUAUCGCUAUCAAUUGCAAAAGGAGGCGCUCGAGAAGCAAACGCCAAUGCCGGCGCCUGGUACUUUCGCCUCAUGGAUGACUUUACGUCUCUUCCGCAUGCGUCACAUGCAAGAGCAACAACAGCGACAGCAAAUCGGUGGCGCUGUGGCAGCUGCGAGUGCGGUUGCGCAUGACACGGUACAGUAGAAGUAGAAGUGGAUGGGUGGAGGUGAAGGUAUUCGGUAGAGCGGAAGUAGUUAAAUGAAGUGUGCUUCAACAUCUAUAUUUUGAAAAAUCAAUAAAAAUUCUAUAAAAUAUUUAAAUUAAGCUUCCUGUACGCGCUGUAUGCGCUGAUGACAAUAGCUGGUAUCGAUGUGUCAACGACUGAAAGCACGCACACAAUGAGAACUUUUCAAAAGCUCAAAAUAAAAUAGCAAUUUCUUAGCUCUA
This is a messenger RNA of Bactrocera oleae (olive fruit fly), 3330 nucleotides long. It is a transcript of the gene m, whose product is annotated as miniature. Lineage: Eukaryota; Metazoa; Arthropoda; Insecta; Diptera; Tephritidae. The record is from RefSeq and is a predicted model, not a curated record.